CGUCGCGGCUCGUCUCUGUCAGUCGGAGCCAAGAUGGCGAACGUCGUGCUGGACUUCAAGUCGUCCGCCGGCGAUUCUGAGCCGCAGAAUCGCCCCGUCCUGGUUAUCGGCCACCACACCAACCUGCAGCAGCUCAGCUGGAGCCAAAUCAAAGGAAAACUGCAGCCAGUCGUUAGCAAAGAGAUCUGGCAGGCAGCUCUCAGUGCUUUGAACCCGAACCCCACAGACAGCUGCUCUCUCUACCUCAAUCAGGCUGUAGUAGCUGCCCUUCCUUCACGGGUCAGCAGGCACAACAGCCCAUCUUCUGCCCACUUUGUGUCUCGUCUGAUCCGUUCCUGCCUUCCUGGAGGGAACAACCGCUGCAUUGUGAUGGUGUGUGAACGUUCGGAUGUGUUUGCGUCCUCCUGUGCCAUCUCAAGGGCCUUCCCUCUCUUCUCUCGUCGCUCUGCAUCCUCACGCAGGGCUGAGAAAAAACAUGUGACGGUGGAGUUUUUAAUUGUAGGGAAUGACAACACUCCUCUGGAUACUGCAGAACUUCAGUGCAUGUCCAACGCUGCUGAUGGUGUAAGGCUGGCAGCCCGUAUUGUGGACACUCCAUGCAAUGAGAUGAACACAGACCACUUUUUAGAUGAAAUAAAAGCUGUGGGAGCUGAACUUGGAAUAACUCCAGUCAUCGUUCGUGGAGAGGAACUGAAACAAAGGGGUUUUGGAGGUAUUUACGGUGUUGGAAAGGCAGCAGAGCAUCCUCCCGCACUUGCAAUAUUGAGCCACACACCUGACGGGGCGACCCAGACCAUUGCUUGGGUGGGCAAGGGCAUUGUUUAUGACACUGGUGGACUCAGCAUCAAGGGAAAGACCACGAUGCCCGGGAUGAAGAGAGACUGUGGUGGAGCUGCUGCCAUUUUGGGAGCGUUCAAGGCCACUGUUAAACAGGGGUUUAAGGAUAACCUCCACGCAGUGUUUUGUCUCGCAGAGAACGCAGUCGGACCCACGGCCACGCGACCCGACGACAUCCACACGCUCUACUCUGGAAAGACAGUGGAAAUCAACAACACUGAUGCAGAGGGCAGGCUGGUGCUGGCGGAUGGUGUCGUGUACGCCUGCAAAGACUUGUCUGCUGAUAUUAUUCUGGAUAUGGCCACACUUACCGGUGCACAGGGGAUCUCCACAGGGAAGUACCAUUGUGCUGUGAUGACCAACAGUGAGCAGUGGGAGGUUGCGUGUGUGCGUGCAGGUCGCAGCAGUGGGGAUCUCGCCCACCCUCUGGUCUACUGCCCUGAGCUGCACUUCAGCGAGUUCACCUCUGCCAUGGCUGACAUGAAGAACUCUGUGGCUGACCGGGAGAAUGCUCAGAGCUCUUGCGCUGGCCUCUUUAUUGGUUCCCACUUGGGCUUUGACUGGCCUGGAGUUUGGGUCCAUGUUGACAUUGCCUCUCCUGUUCAUGCAGGGGAGCGUGCCACAGGAUUUGGCGUUGCUCUGCUCAUGGCACUGUUCGGUCAGGCAUCAGAUGACUCCCUGCUCAACCAAGUGUCUCCUCUGGGUGCCCAAACUAACAAGUCCGAGGACAAGAUGGAGCGUGAUUGCAAAAGACGAAGACUGGUGUAGAGCACACAACUGUUCACUCCUUGACUGCUUUGUACCGUCUUGUACCCCAACGGUUAAAGUUAAUCUAGUUAGAGUUAAAACAUUUUAAACGUAUUCAGCUGCCUGUACUUGGUCAGCGGUGACUAGAGUAAAUGAAACAAAUGAUCAGAAAAAUCAGAUGUGGUAUAAACAAGAACGAUUGAACACAUGCCCUUGAUUGUCCUCACUGGGCAGAUGCUCUAGUGAUCUGCUUCCAUGGCUUCUUUGCUUUUCACUUUAGACAAAAAUGAGUUAAUACACGAAAAUCUGAGAACAGGUGGUUUAUCUUCAUAAUUAAUUCAUAAUUUCAGCAGUGAUUUCUUUUUUUGGUACAUCUUUUUAACAGACUUUAUAAGUAAUGAUAUUUUAAGAUUUGUCCACAUACCACGCACAAUGUGAUGCUUUGUGCAUGUUAAGGAUUAAUGCCAUAAGUUUUCUAAUACAUCGUGAAAGAUACUGUAACACAAUCAGUAAAGUCAGAUUUAUUGUUGGUAACACUGCACUUUGCAAUCUUCCUGUUUAAUAUAGUGGACUGUGUGUUCGCUGCACCAGAGGAUUCUGAGUGUUCACUGGCAUUUGUUAGCAGUUUCACAAUGUCAUAAUUAUGACACGCUUUGUCUGAGGGGGGAGGGAAACCACCCGCAAGAUGUUAACUGUGGGUUGAAGUGUCUGUCAAAUUCCUGCACAAAUAUGGUUGUUUUUUUUUUUUCCUCCUCUUCACUUGUGACAAUCAUGUGGUCCUCCAAUAAAGGCUGUGCUAUCUGUU
Messenger RNA from Cololabis saira (Pacific saury), 2389 nucleotides. RefSeq names its product aminopeptidase like 1 (gene npepl1). The record is from RefSeq and is a predicted model, not a curated record. Gene Ontology annotation, molecular function: metalloaminopeptidase activity; manganese ion binding. Gene Ontology annotation, biological process: proteolysis. NCBI's taxonomy places the organism in Eukaryota, Metazoa, Chordata, Actinopteri, Beloniformes, Belonidae. The transcript has 12 exons. Gene Ontology annotation, cellular component: cytoplasm. Bases 34 to 1605 code for a protein of 523 amino acids.